UUCCACGAUUCCUUUCUCCCUCGCUCUCUCUGUCUCGCCGCCCCCUUCCCCCAUCCUCCUCCCCCACCCCACCCCGCCCCACCCCGCGCCGCCUUUAUCCGUCUCCCUCCCUCUAUACACCAGGGAACAGACACCUCCGUACUCCAUAGCCCACACCCUUCCAUCCUCCAACCCCCACCCCCUCGCGGCAUCGAAAUCCAAGGACCCAUCCAUCCGUCCAUCCACCCUUCUUCCAUGGCUCGGUGAGCCGCCGGAGGGUCGCCGUUCUUGCGCUGCGGAGGAGGCAGCAGGGUUCUCUUCUAUCAACAAGUAUCAAUCCCCUCUGUUCCCCUGUCGAGGGGCAACAUAAACAAGGAGGAGGAGGAGGAGGAGGAGGAGGAGGAGGAGGAGGUUCGUUGCUUUCUCGUUCUUCCCGCGCGAGCAGUUCAAGGCCCUUAACAUUAAGAUUGGCGGUCACUCUUUGUCGAUGGCGAACACGGGUUUAUCACGGCGUAACUCUUGUCCAAAGGUUCACAGCUCAUUGUGCAGUGAGCUGACUAUGAUGCUAGAUAAAAUCUCCUCUAUUCUUCCAUCAAUUGAGGCAGCUCGGCCAGGAUGUAGAGCAGGAAUACAGGAAUUGUGCAACUUAUACCAUAUAGUUGAGAAAGGAAGACUCAUAACUCAGCACUGCAUCGAAUGUAGUAAACUCUACUUGGCAAUUACUGGAGAGGCGAUUUUAUUACGGUGUGAAAGGGUCAGAGACGCACUUAAACGGAGUCUCUUCCUGAUUCAGAAUAUGGUCCCAACAGUAUUAGCUAAUCAGAUUGCUGAGGUCCACAAUGAUCUCCGAGAUGUAAAAUUUUCUGUUGAUCCACUGGAACAAGAGGCUGGCAAAUCAAUUUUAGAGAUGCUUCGGCAAUCUGAUGCAACUGAAGAACUUCUACUUCAGACAUUCAUGCAGGCAGCUUCAAAGUUAAACCUGACAUCUCCUAAAGCUAUCUUAAUUGAAAGAAGAGCGAUCAGGAAACUGCUCGAUAAGAUUACUGGUACUGAUGCAAAAAAGGAGCAGGUUCUUAAGUUUCUCCUACAUCUUGUUACAAAGUAUGGAAAGAACGUCAAACCAGACACUGGUGAGCGGAAUGAAAAUUUACAAUCUGAAAGCAAGUCUUUGAGUCCAAGCUUAAGUCUUGCAAGCGAUGCCAGUACUCCUGAAAAGUGCGACAAGCCAACAUACUUCCAGGGAUAUGAGUAUCAGAGUAGUAUGUCUGGAGAAACCACACCACCUACAGAGUUCUGUUGCCCAAUAUCAACAAAGCUAAUGCAUGAUCCUGUGAUAAUAACAUCUGGACAGACUUAUGAAAGAGAAUAUAUUGAGAAAUGGUUCAGUGAGGGAUACAACACUUGUCCCAAGACACAAAAAAAGCUAGAAAACUUUGCGAUGAUUCCUAAUACUUGCAUGAGGGAUCUCAUUUGCAAUUGGUGCAGAGAGCAUGGUUUCACAAUCUCAGAUUUCCUUCCAAGCAAAGAUUCCUACAGUUAUUUGCCAGAGCAAUUGCAUGGUCACUCUAUGUCAAGUUUGCACAAUGUGUCAGUGCCUCUGAUUGCUGGGAAUGGCAGGAAUUUUGUGAUUGACCACAGCAGUUCAUCUGUCGCAUUUUCUGAUGCCAGUUAUGUCUCAGAUUCCUCCCAUGUGAAAGAUAUGGAGGAGCCGAAGGAUAGUUUUUCUCAGUUCUCUUGGAGUGCAGACUAUCAGAAGCAUCUGUCAUUCCACAACUUCAACCAGGGCAUGUUCCUGACGUUCUUCUGCGAGCUGUCCAAGCUCCCAUUAGAAAUACAAGGAAGCUCCAUUAAAGAUCUGAAGAACAUUCUUCACGAUGACGAUGAUGUUUCCUGGGCUAUGGCGUCCCAUGGAUUUGUAGAAGCAUUCCUCGAAUUCUUGAGAAAUGAUAGCAGCAGCUACAGUAUGAAAGCUCAACAAGCUGGAUUACAUUUUUUUCUUAAUUUCCUUUCCAACAGCAGGGCUAAGAUUCCAUCCAUGGAUGAAGAAGCAUUCCGUCUUAUCACGUCCUUCCUCGGUUCGGAGCUAAAAACUGAAGCUUUGUUGGUACUCCAUGAACUGAUUCAACACCUGAGUCAUCAGCAAUCCCGUCAGAUGGCCUCUGUUGUCACUCCUCCAGUUUUGGCCAUAUUGGCACCUGAAGAUAUCGAGGGCCUUGAGCUUCCCUUGAAGAUUAUCUGUGAUCUUUCAUCCGAUGCUGAUGUGAAGUCAGAGCUGAUUUCACUGGGAAUAAUCUCAAAGCUGGUUCCCAUUUUGGCAGAAGGAAGCUUCGUCGAGUGCUGUUUGGAGAUUUUGCGGAACUUAUGCGACAUGGAAGAAGCUAUGGUGCUUAUUACCAGAACAGACCGAUGUCUUGGUUCCAUUGCAGAGUAUCUAGACACAGGAAGCCCUAAAGAACGAGAACUUGCGGUGAUAAUCCUUCUGGCAAUAUGUUCCCGUAGCGUGGAGGAUUGUUCCCAGGUGAUGAAGGAGGGCGUAAUCCCCGCCCUCGUGGACCUGUCGGUGAACGGGAUCGAUGAAGCGAAGAGCUGCUCGUUCAAGCUACUGAAUCUUCUGAGGGACAUGAGGCAAAGCGAGCUCAACAACUCCUGUUCCCAAGAAGUGGCGGCCGCCGCCGACGUGAUAGAGGAUCCUCCCACCGAGAGCCCGAUUCACAGGCGGCCAGCGUCGAAGUCAUCUGGUUUUUUCCAGAGGAAGCUCAACAUUUUCUCGAAACCUCGGUCCCUGACGCUGUUCUGAGGACCGAGGUUGUAGGCCCUGUACAUGUUAGCAGUAUACAACACUAACCGUUCUUUUUUUGGUUCUUGGCAUGGAUAGAUGGUAGCAGUUGUAUUGCCCAAAUGAAAUGCUUGGUGAGAUGUUCUUUAUCAUCCUCGAGUCUUUCAGUAUAUAUUGGUUAGCAGAUUUGUCAGUCUUGCUGAUUGUAGAUGUGUGUAUGAGAAGUAAAGAAAGACAGCUGGUAUAGUUCCAUCCA
Molecule: messenger RNA, 3011 nt
Organism: Triticum urartu
Lineage: Eukaryota; Viridiplantae; Streptophyta; Magnoliopsida; Poales; Poaceae
Product: U-box domain-containing protein 5
Biological process (GO): protein ubiquitination
Molecular function (GO): ubiquitin-protein transferase activity
Source: RefSeq, a predicted model, not a curated record